AUGUCUUGCCUCAGGCGUCAACCCGUCACCAUCCCGAUGGACACGGUCAAGAUCAUCCAGUCGGAGAAGUUCCCCAGAGAGUGCACGGUGCCCGUCACUCAACCUCGCUUCGCCCCGCCCCCCAGAGUGGCAUGGGACGGCGGCGGCGAAGGGGAGAUCAUCGUCAACCAAGCCUGCAGCGACCUGACGCUGAACGUGACGGUGGCGACCCCGUCCCCCCAGACCCCCGUCAUCCGCAGGGAGCAGAGCUUCUUAGCGCAGCGUAAACCCAGUGCCAACGAGAUCUGCUACCACCAGUUCCACUACAAGAUGGAGGACGUCAUCGUCAACCAGUACGUGCUGCGCUCCUCUUCCACCUCCACGUCCUCGUCAUCGUCUUCCACCUCUUCGGGUCCCCCCAUGCCCUGCGAGCCCCUGGACUGCCCCACCUGCGGCCACACCUACAACUUUGCCGGCAAGCGCCCUCGCAUCUUGUCCUGCCUGCACUCGGUGUGUGAGGAAUGCCUGCAGAUCCUCUACGAGUCAUGCCCCAAGUACAAGUUCAUCUCCUGCCCCACCUGCCGCCGCGAGACGGUGCUAUUUACCGACUACGGCCUGGCGGCCCUCGCCAUCAACACCAGCAUUCUGAGCCGGCUGCCCGCCGACCCCAACGGGCCGGUGCAGUGGGGCGGGGACGCCGACCGCAGCUGCUACCAGACUGUGCGCCAGUACUGCCAGUCGGCUUGCACCUGCCACAUCGCCAACCCGCUCUCCUCCUGCGGCAUCAUGUAGAGAAAAAGCGGGCAUCGUGGUAACGCUGCUCAGCCACACCUUUGUCGACUAUAAGCUCUCCCCUUCUCCCCUCACACACACACAUCCUGUCAAUAAUCCCUCCACAGAUGACUUCUCUCUAUAUAUUUAAUAGCACAGACGGAUACUGUGUGGGACUAACGGAUGCGGACGCUCGGAGAAAUAGUUAAUAUAUGUAUUUUACGUAUGGACUGGAAUCCCGCUCCCCUUCUCGUGUUUGGUUGGAUGUGUUUGUCAUCUCUUUUCAUGGGAAUGCCAGGGGAGGUCAACCCCACCCCUUCCCCAUCCCUUCAAGGUGAAUAAAGAUUAAAUUCAUGACAAAA
Molecule: messenger RNA, 1112 nt
Organism: Syngnathus typhle (broad-nosed pipefish)
Lineage: Eukaryota; Metazoa; Chordata; Actinopteri; Syngnathiformes; Syngnathidae
Gene: rnf208
Product: ring finger protein 208
Exons: 1
Coding region: 1-771 (256 amino acids)
Biological process (GO): protein ubiquitination
Molecular function (GO): ubiquitin protein ligase activity
Source: RefSeq, a predicted model, not a curated record